Aspergillus melleus is the source of this 1149-nucleotide messenger RNA. Its product is annotated as pepsin-like aspartic protease. NCBI's taxonomy places the organism in Eukaryota, Fungi, Ascomycota, Eurotiomycetes, Eurotiales, Aspergillaceae. Bases 1 to 1149 code for a protein of 382 amino acids. Gene Ontology annotation, cellular component: fungal-type vacuole. The record is from RefSeq and is a predicted model, not a curated record. The transcript has 3 exons. Gene Ontology annotation, molecular function: aspartic-type endopeptidase activity. Gene Ontology annotation, biological process: proteolysis.
AUGCCUCACCUCUUGUCCAUAGCAGCUGCGGCUGCCACCCUGCCUACUGCCUUGGCGGCAACUCUGGAUCUGCCCAUCCAUUUUUUCAAUACCUAUGCAAAUGUGGAGGUAGAGAUCGGCACGCCCGCCCAAUCGUACAUGCUCCAUUUCGAUACGGGAUCGUCGACCACAUGGGUGAACGACAAGAACUGCGGCGAUGCUUGUUCAAACACCUCUGGACGCGAACGCGCAUACUAUGAUAUCUCGGCCUCAUCCACUGGCCAUUCUCGGGGCGCCCGCGCCAGCAUGGACUACUUCGGGGGAGUGACAGCAGGCCCAACCUACGAUGAUAAAUUCGCCGUUCCUGACGGCAAUUUUGAAUGGACCCAGUCUUUUCUGUCCGCCGACCAGAGCUCCUGGAACAACUUGGGCUCGGAUGGAUUCAUGGGCUUGGCCUUCAACUCAAUCUCGGACGGCAACACCACUACCGUCGUGGAGACCCUGAUGCAGCAGGGCAACCUGGACGAGAGCCGUUUUGGCAUCUACUACGGCAAGGAGUUUAACACCACCGGCUCUAACCUCGAUGGUGUCCUCACCAUUGGCGGCUCGCGCGAGGAGAAGUAUGUUGACGGAGAGAUCACCUAUGUGCCUCUCCGCUAUGAAACUCCCUACCAGGUCUGGCGCACAGUGCUGAGCUCCAUUACUGGUACUACCGAGAAGGGAGGAAAGAAGCAAUCUGCCAGCAACAGCCUCGGCAUGUACGGCAACGCAGUCUUUGACACCGGUGCCGGAUCAAUCUCUGUGCCCAACAGCAUUGUCGAUGAGAUCUACGCGUCCAUCGGCUGGGACUAUGAGGCAAUUCUCCACGGCAAGCAUAUGCCACUGUGCUCGGAGUUCAACUCGAGUUGGUCUUUCACAUUCAACUUCGGCGAAGGUGCACUUGACCCCAACUUGACGAUGACCGGUGACCAGUUUGCUCGCCCUGGAUUCGCUUACAGAGAUGAUGCUUGUUACCCUCCUUUCGAAGGCAGUGAUAAUGAGGGCAUGGCGCUUAUUGGAACCCCGCUGAUGCAGCGGUUCUAUACUGUCUUUGACUUUGGAGGAGACCAUGCUGAUGAUUUCCAUCCCAGAAUUGGAUUUGGUCAGCUGAAGGAGGAUGUGAAGCCUUAG